UCCCUUCCAUUAGGUGGCAGUAAUGAUCACCACAGUGGGCCACCGUUACAAAAAAAAGAAAAACGUGCUGGGCUGAAUAAAGCAACCGGACUGUUGCUUCAUGACGAUUUUAUGUAGUGGUACUUUAUAUUCUGUUAAAGGGAUUAUUCCUGCUGUGUAAUCCAGGAAUCACAGCUUUCACCUGUAGCAAAUGAAGGAAAAUAAGGAGAACACCACUCCUACCAUUCAAAUAACCAAUCUGGACCACAUUAAGCCAUGCUGGUAUUGGGACAAGAAGGACUUGGCACACACUCCAUCCCAGUCCGAGGGCCUGGACCCGGCCACGGAGGCACGGUACCGCAGAGAGGGAGCCAGGUUCAUCUUUGACGUAGGAACUCGACUUGGGCUACAUUAUGAUACCUUGGCCACUGGAAUUAUAUACUUCCACCGCUUCUACAUGUUUCACUCUUUUAAACAGUUUCCAAGAUAUGUGACAGGAGCCUGCUGCCUAUUUCUGGCUGGAAAGGUUGAGGAGACUCCAAAGAAGUGUAAAGACAUCAUCAAAACAGCUCGCAGCCUGCUGAAUGACGUGCAGUUUGCCCAGUUUGGCGAUGAUCCGAAGGAAGAAGUUAUGGUGUUGGAGAGGAUAUUGCUCCAGACAAUCAAGUUUGAUUUGCAAGUGGAGCAUCCGUAUCAGUUUCUUCUUCGUUAUGCCAAACAACUGAAAGGUGACAAAAAUAAGGUGCAGAAGCUGGUGCAGAUGGCCUGGACGUUUGUGAAUGAUAGCCUCUGCACCAUGCUUUCGCUUCAGUGGGAGCCAGAGAUCAUAGCCGUCGCAGUCAUGUACUUGGCUGGUCGCCUGUGUAAGUUUGAUAUCCAGGAGUGGACAUCCAAACAGUCGUCUCGCCGUUGGUGGGAGCAGUUUGUACAAGACGUCCCUGUGGAGCUUUUGGAGGACAUCUGCCAUCAAAUCCUGGACCUGUACUCUCAGGGCAAGCAGCCAAUUCCACAGCAGCCCCAAAUGCAGGAGAAAGACAAGCCACAGCCUUCUCCUACAGGCCUGCUCAGUCAACCAGGUGGAAACCCUGUAGCUCUGCCACCAUCCAAGAAGAAUUCUCCUCAGGCCAGCCCCCCACGGCAACUAAAACGGCAACACCCUUCUCCAAAAGAAGAGCCAAAAGUUGCCACAGAGCAAGUUGGUUCUAAAAUCCCAAGACUGGAGAGCCCAAUGCCUCCCCUACCAGUUAACCAGCCUCCUGAUCGCAAACCCCCACCUUCAGCCCCUGCCCCUCCUACAGAAGCAGAGCCAGCAGCCUCUGCUGAUUCAGACUUACCAAAGGCCCCACCUCCACCCCAUGGAGCUCCGCCCCCUCUGCCUCACCGUCCGCCACCCCCGCCACCCUCCAGCUACAUAAUGGGCAUGUCCACAACCAGCUCGUACAUGUCGAGUGAGGGCUAUCAAAGCCUGCAGUCCUUGAUGAAGACAGACGCACCAUCCUACCCCCAUUUGCCACCCUCUUACGCAAUGCCUUACCACCCACAUGUUUACCCGCCUCCAAGUGCCCCUCCUCCAGGCCCACCACCACCUGCAUCUUAUCCUCCUCCCAAUCUUCCUCCACCCACUCCAUCCUACCCACCGCCAGGCUACAACCACAGCUACCCGCCGCCUCCACCGCGCAUGCCACCCCCGGGCAUGGCUUUACCUGCUGGGUAUCCGCCUCCACCAGUCCCUCCAGGGCAGCCCCAAGUGCCCAUGCCACCCGUCAUGCCACCGGUGGCAAGCAUGAACCGUGGAGCCUGGAUGAGAUGAAUGUCCUAGGCGAUAUGGAUAGAUGGGCGCGUGUCUAGUUCUAAAUAACAUUUUUCCGAACUUUGUGUUGUCUCAGGAAGAUAGAUCAGAACAAUCUUUUCACCCUGUUGUCAGUUUGACCUUUAAGUAGACAUAAAUGCAUGGUCAAGUUUUUGUAUACAUUUUGUCUAGACUCACUUGUAAGCAUCUUUGUAUGGCCAUAGAUUAAAUUAACUGUCGUCGUAGUCUAGAAGACUGGCAUCUCGUUCUAGGUGUGUCCCUGCCACGCCCUCCAGGAUAGGUUCUGAAUCCACUGUGAUCCAGAUCAUACUAAUGCGAUUACUGAAGAUGAAUGAAUGGUCUGUAAAAUUGGUAUUAGAUGAGCCUUAAACGGCAGCUUCAGCAGUCCCCCAGAGUGCAGUGUGUGUACUUAGAUCGAUGUGUAUCAAUAGGAUAUCAGCUGACCGCAUCAGAACCUGACCAAGAUUGUGAUUAUUUCAUUGAAGAAAAAAAAAACCUGUUUCUUGUUCAGAAUCACACAUCCAUUCCAUACAACAAUAUGAAAAUUGUUUGGACCUUUUUUGAGAACUUUUUAAGAACGUCUUCUUUUUGACACCCUUUUGUGCCUGUUUUGCGAUAACAUUAGCUACAGUCGAAUGUGAGCGAAUUCUCAGAUGCAUCCACAGAACCACUGACGCAGUACGAGCGAACAUUUUAUGUAAAUACAUUUCAUGACUUCGAUCUUGACUAGAAACAUUUUAGUUAAUGAAUCUGCAAUGCAUGUACAUAUACAGCAGCUUUGGGAAUUAUUUUGCAUUUGGUGUAAUAAAAGUCCUUUUCCUCCACAAAUUAUUGGGGUUAUUAUUAUUUCCACUCUGUGCUGCUGUGGCACAUCGGGCAUCAUUUAUCAACACGCUUUGGAAGGCUGUUUUUUCUUUGUAUUCGCAUGUGUAUGCUGAUAAAUGGGAAUCAAAUGUAAAUUCCCGGAUGGCACAGCUGAGUUGCCAUCAGUGACAUCCUUAAACUCCAAAAAAAAAAAAAAAAAAAAAAAAGGGCAAAGCUCACAGAGCAGAAAAUAUCCAAAAUGACUACUAAACAGCUGAAAAGAAAGUAGUAGUAGUAGUAGUCUUUUUCAUACCGGUCUGUAAAUACCUGUUCCCUCAUACGUGUAACAUGUGCUAACUCUUCCAGUAAUUUCACUCUGCACAGACCGGCCCCACCAUCCUAUUAGACGCCAGUGUUUCUUCUUAAUUGAAUGACUAGAGUCUUAUUUGUCCUAAAAUGGAUUUGAGUUGGCUUGCAGUCUUUAUUUUUUUUAUAUUUAAGUGAUUUAAACUUAAGCAUAAUCCAUAUAUGUAAAUGCAGUAACUCCUUUUCAAAUUAUACCCUGAUCAGCCGUAACUUUAAAACCACUGACAGUUGAAGUAAAUAACACUGAUUUAUCUCUUUACAAUGGCACCUGUCAAGGGGUGGGAUUAUAUUAGGCAGCAAGUGAGCAGUCAGCUCUCGAAGUCGAUGUGUUGGAAGCAGGAAAAACAGGCAAGCGUAAAAAUCUGAGCAACUUUGACAAGGGCCAAAUUGUGAUUGCUAGAUGACUGGGUCAGAGCAUCUCCAAAACAGCAGGUCUUGUGGGGUGUUCCCAGUAUGCAGUGGUUAGUACCUACCAAAAGUGACCCAAGGAAGGAUACCCAAGGCUACUGAAGCACAAGUUACUGAAAAAGCUAAUGUUCGCUAUGACAGAAAGGUGUCAGAACAGAGCUUGCUGCGUAUGGGGCUGUGUAGCUGCAGACUGGUCAGGGUGCCCAUGCUGACCCCUUUUCACCACCGAAAGCUCCUACAAUGGGCAUGUGAGUGUCAGAACUGGACCAUGGAGCAAUAAAUCCAUUUGUAUCGGGUUUGAUAAAUGAGGACCAAUGUCAAACACUUCUGCAACUGGAACAUACAUGCAGACAUUAAAAGUGACCAAAAUGCUUAUGCUACUGCAUAGAAAAAUAUGACCAGAGUAUGCUGACAUGGAUAACUACACAACACAUGACCACAUAACACCUGGAUCUCAGAAAAUGUGAAAGGCUUGUCCAGGGCUAAUAGCUAAGGUUGGGUCGUCGUCGUCAUCCAUAGGGGAUGGGGUUAAGUUCAAGUAUCUUAGGAAUUAUAAACCUGAUGGAGCUCAAGUUUGGUAUACUGUUGUGAUAAUCUGUAAAUG
Ictalurus furcatus (blue catfish) is the source of this 3971-nucleotide messenger RNA. RefSeq names its product cyclin K (gene ccnk). Gene Ontology annotation, molecular function: cyclin-dependent protein serine/threonine kinase activator activity. Bases 191 to 1789 code for a protein of 532 amino acids. Lineage: Eukaryota; Metazoa; Chordata; Actinopteri; Siluriformes; Ictaluridae. The transcript is spliced from 11 exons. Gene Ontology annotation, biological process: positive regulation of DNA-templated transcription, elongation; regulation of transcription by RNA polymerase II. The record is from RefSeq and is a predicted model, not a curated record. Gene Ontology annotation, cellular component: cyclin/CDK positive transcription elongation factor complex; nucleus.